CGAAGCCUUGACAGCGGUGCAAAAGUGAGAGUGGGGAUUGUUCAACUGCGGAGCCUCCUGCUCGGAGUGUACGCAUGUUCAGUGGACUCGGAUGGUGUGAAGCCCCAAAUGAGGGACUCAGACGUCCGGGAAUGACAGCCGCUGUCACCGGGAGUGACAGCCUCCACUCUGACCUACUCCGCUAAAGAAGUCCCUCCGGCUGACACCCAGCUCUGAUCCGGAUCGGAUCCAGCCUCGCCAGGACUAUGCCAGAGAUGGAGAAAGGGAGACCACCGGAAAAUAAACGCAGCAGGAAACCCGCGCACCCCGUGAAGAGGGAGAUCAACCAAGAGAUGAAGACGUUUGCAGAAAGCACCAUGAACGAGCUCCUGGGAUGGUACGGGUACGACAAGGUGGACCUCAGAGACUCGGAGGCCAACGAGAUCAGGAACUACAGAGAGAGGCGUCAGCAUGUGUCUGUGCUAAAAGAAAACUCCUUGCCAAAACCCAAAAGCCUGGACGCCAAAGUCAGUCAGACGGUUCUGACGAUGAAGAGUGGAGAGAGAGAGCCGCCCAGCGUUCCUUCCUCCUCCUCACCUUCCUCUUCCUCAACGAGUUCAUCUCUGACCGCCCCCAAGGAGCACAAGAGUGCCCCUGUCAUUGUUCCCCUCAUAAAGCCAUCGGCAGUUGAAGAUGUACAGAACGUGCAGAUAGUCUGUGUGUGGUGCCAGAAGGAAGGUGUGAAACGCUACUCUCUGUGCAUGGGCUCAGAGCUGAAGAGCUUCUGCAGCGAGAAGUGUUUUGCCGCUUGCAGACGGGCCUACUUCAAACGCAAUAAGGCCAGAGAUGAAGACCUCCAUGGUGAAAGAUCCCCUCAGCACCCACAUACAGAGGACUCGCCCAGACUGGUGUUGAAAAUAAACACCAAUGUCAGAUCUCUCUCCCCUGUGCCGCAGGUAUGUGAUUGGUGCAAGCACGUCCGUCACACUAAAGAGUACCUGGACUUCGGAUCGGGUGAGGAACGACUCCAGUUCUGCAGCACCAAGUGUCUGAAUCAGUACAAGAUGGACGUUUUCUACCGAGAAGCCCGUGCAGCUCUCACUAGUACCAGUUCCAGCCCAAGCAGAACUAGUCAGGAGGGGAGGGUAGAGAGCACUGUGGCCGGGCAAAAGCUACUCACUCCUGAGUCUUGGAACAGCAACAACAGUACAGGGGAAACCCGUAAUAGAAAUCUCUCUCCCAAAGGGCCUACACUAAUUCACGGAUCAGCAGAAUCCUCCUCUAUCUCCCCCUCAGAAGCAUCCUCUUCUUCUUCUUCUUCCAGAGUCCCUGUUUCUGGGCUGAGGACCCUGGAAAGAUCCAUCCAACCGCCUCCACCUCCCCCUACUGUGGAGAUAUUGCCCCACCCUGCUCCCAAUCCUCCUCAACCUUGUCCCCCUCUGGAACAAAAACCAGUACCUCAAAUCCCCAUACCCUUCAUCAGGCCUCCUCUUCAUGCUCAGGGCCUGAAAAGCCCCCUUGCCAAUCCCAUCAGACAUCCGGGUCCUCCUUCGAGCCCCAUCCACAGACCUCCGCACUCACCUCACCUGCAGCCCCCUUCCGCCUCUUCCAUGAAUCCACCUGGACUGAUGCACCCCUUCCCAGGAGCUUACUUCCCUGGUUUGCACUCCCCUCCUCUAAACAUGAUGCCAAGGGGUCCUGUCCCAAUGCCUCCUAUGAUGAACUUUGGUUUUCCUUCUUUUAGCCCUCUUCUGCCCCAACCUACUGUCCUGGUGCCUUACCCAAUCAUUGUUCCCUUACCUGUCCCCAUUCCCAUUCCUAUCCCCAUUCCAGUACCCCCCAAAGCAACCCCGGAAACUCCAAGUCACAGUGGAGUUAUCCAGCCUGUGCCAGAGGGUGUGGACAGAGGUAGAUCCAGGAUUGCCAGGCCAGCAUCUCCAGGGAUCUCUGAGGGGGAUGGCAGAUUGGUAGCCAAACAUUUGGGUAGAACCUUCCCUCAAAGUCUCUCCUCGCCAAGUGACCCAACCCCACGAGACACAGAUUGGGUUAAAUCGGAGAGACCAUUUCUGUCCCCUGUAUCCACACCCCAAAGUGGAGCCUCCUCGCCCAGAGCACAUUUUAAUGAAUCCCCCUGUUCAGACCCGGGAUUGGAGGGGCUCAUAAACUAUAAACAGCAGCACACAGAGCGGCAAGUCAUCCAAAGGGUUCUUCAAAGGACCCAAGUGAAGUUGGAGCCCAGUGCCAAUGGAGUGGUGGACCUGUCGGGGUUGGGAGAUUCAGGAACUGGGCAAGUUAACAGAUCAGGGCUCCACGAUAUCAUUAGACCAACCCCUCCUCUAUCACUAUCACCUCCACAUGACACUGUCUAUCAGUGCCAGGAUUCCCGCACCCCACCUUCUUGCACCCCACCCAGCCCCAUAAGGAGCAGCCAUUCACAUGAUGCCAUACCGUCUGCCCUGAAAUCUCAGGACCAUGGUCAAAAUGGGAUGUCCUCCUCAUCUACACCUGCCAGUCCGGACUCCUCCAUACCCCAGAGAUUACCAGCACCACCCCCUGACCUUGCACUUAAUGAGCUGGAGGCUAUCAAAGAGAACAAGUGCUCUGUUGUUAGCCCAGUGCGGGUUGAGGGCCCAGUUAGUCAGUUGGAAGAGCCCUUAACAGUAGAUGUAGGAGAGGACUCCCAUGUUCCUGAUGAGGACCAUGCCUAUGCCCUGCCCACAGCGCCAAAGACAGGUGGGACCACCACCCCACUGCUCUUGCCCAAACUCAGGGACAAGGGUAGCCUGCGGAGCCCUGCUAACGUGCCGGGUGCAGGAGACAUGGAGCCAGCUCUGAAGAGGCGAUGCCUACGAAUCCGAGAUCAGAAUAAGUAGAGGAUGGAGACUGCCUGUGUAACACUGUAUGGCGGUGCCAGUUUCAGUGCCACGCCCUCUUGUGGACAACACCAGUGGUAACACUCCUCCAGCCUGUCCCCUCAGCCUGUCAGCCCACCAGAGUGUUGCUCUGCCUGCGGACCAGCGGGGUGCCAACCCAGGAAGCGGUCCAGAUGGCUGCAUCAUCACGAGUCAACAUGGGGGAAGAACACAGUGACAUUUUGUCUUGGACCAAAGAGCAUCACUGGCAAGUGUGUUACAUUGUGUUCAGUGAGUGCUUGAAAAUGGAGCAUCUCAGAUCUUCUUCCUGCCCUAAAGUGUGUAUGUGUGCACGAAUUAGUGUGUCUGCCCAGAUGCGCCUCCUCCUCUUCCUCCUCCUACUCCUCCUCCUCCUCCUCCUCCUCCUCUCCUUGCACCACACAGCAGACAGGGCUCUGAUCAGCCUUGUGUGGUCUUCUCAGAUGGAGCCUGAACAUGAUCUCUUUCCAGGGGAAACAGUUUGUUUUCCCUGCCCGGCUUGCACAAAGAGCCACAUUGUUCCUCUCCCCAUAUCCCACGCUGACUCCCCACUCCAGGUUUUGGGUUACCUGGCCGACGGGGGCUCAGACUUCAGGAGCUUUUUUAAAAUUUUUUGACCGACAGCCAGGAAUAUAGCAUGCCCUUCUCUCCUCCGCCUGUCCGCCCAAUCUAAAUACGGUACACGCAGACGCUAGUCCUGAGGUUUUACUCCUCACAACUGAUUGCCUGUGAUGCCCUACUCUGCUCACUUCCUUCAAGGGAGGUGGGAAAUUCUGCUGAGAUUAAGACUUUACCCUCGUGCAGUUUUCUCACUGUCUAGAGAGCGUCCGGCCGAGCUGUUAAAAAAAGGCAAUCCCUCGAGGAGAUCUCCCUCAGCUUCCUCUGUUAAAACGCACAGAGCACGUGAGGGCACACCUGAGAAGAUGCUGAGAUGGUCUGUGGACACUUGAGUCGUCUCGAUGACGCUGGUAGGAUAAAUGUGUGAUGACCCACCAAACAAACAUUUCACCAGACAAAUCUGAAUCUGAAUCCCUCUCAGCACUGAGCCGAUCUGAUUCAGAUUUAGUUUUUAGAUUUUAGUUUUUCUCCACAUUAUAUUGGAUGUGUUCAAGCAAAAACAAACAAUAUCUUGUAAUAUUACCAAAUGUGGUAUUAUACUCAAAAGCAUCAAAUGCUGUAUUAUGCAGCGAUCAGUAUUACAGUUUCCCAGUAUCGGGGAUAGGCUUGUCAACACUUGUCCCGUUGUAAGAUUUCAGUUUUCUAGUUGAACUCUAUGCAGAAACUAUUUGAUGUUAUAUUAACUUAUAAAUAAUUCAUUUGUAGAGUUUCACAAAAAAAAAAGAAUGCUUUAUUUCUUCUCUAUUUUUAGAUUGUAUUUUGUGAGUGCCGAAGCUCUUAAAUUUCCUCGCGUCUAUAGGUUUGUGUAUUGCCUUAUCCCCACUAGAGAGCAGUGUUUGCCUUUGUAACUUUGCACCUGCCUUUUUUUACUGACAAGUGAGCGCCAGGAGGCCCGUGGUAGCAGGCAGCCUGCUGAAACCCAUGCAAUCCCACAACCCAACCAUCCAAGCAGACGCCUUUUCCUGCACAUAUUGCCAUUAUUUUAUCCCGGACUCCAGAUCUUGGCUAGCACCGUGGUAAGGAGGCGGUCAGCGGCCCUUUAAAUCCUCCUCAUGAUGGUGAGCCCACUGGGAUAGGUAGUCAUCUACUCCUAGAACACUUCCAAAUGUGGCCCACCCCGUGCCAUCAUUCCAAAACCUUUCAGUUUGUGUAUGUGUUUGUGUGUCUGCAAAGCGUUCCCCCGCCUCCCCACUCAUUCCAGCCUACAGCCUUGCCACAGGUCAUGCCAAUACGUCAGUGUCAUCCUCAGCUGGUAAGGGGACUUCGUCAACAGCUCAUAUGAGUCACCGAUGACAUCUCCCAAUAGAAAUAGCUGCAGCGUCAACGAGUGUUUCCCUCUCUGAUGGCCAAAAAAGAAAAGAAAAACACAUUAUUAAGACUGCCACUGGUGGUUUGACAGUUUUAUUUUAUUUUAAUUUUUUUCUAUUAAUGCCAUUUGUCACAUUUCACAAUACGUGUGUUUGAUUAUCCUUGUGUCAAAAGUUUUGUUGCUGUUGCUGCCUGAGAUGCAUAUAGGUACUUUUUUUCCGACCUCCCCUGUCAAACAUUUAGCCCACUAUCUGAACUGAUACUGUUUGUAUUUGAGUAAAGGUCAAGUAACCAAGAGCUUUGGUGGUAAUCUCUUUGUAAAAUAAAAUAAAUAAAAGUUAUUCUAAGAGCAA
Molecule: messenger RNA, 5149 nt
Organism: Mugil cephalus (flathead mullet)
Lineage: Eukaryota; Metazoa; Chordata; Actinopteri; Mugiliformes; Mugilidae
Product: sine oculis-binding protein homolog
Exons: 7
Coding region: 246-2852 (868 amino acids)
Biological process (GO): animal organ development
Cellular component (GO): nucleus
Source: RefSeq, a predicted model, not a curated record